AUGAAGGUACUCAUCACUAACGAUGACGGCCCCCUGAACGACGAGUUUUCACCCUAUAUCAGGCCCUUCAUACAGAAACUGGUCGCGCUUAAGCCAGACUGGGAAAUCACAGUCGUUGUGCCAGAUGUGCAGAAAUCUUGGAUUGCAAAGGCACAUCUCGCGGGGCAUAACCCUUCGAUGAAGUUUAUAUACUCGAAACUGUCAUCGACGGAUAACUCGUACUUGGGGCCAUACAUUGAACCACAGGGGGGUUCCAAUCUCCCCUUCCAAAGGAGAGAUCAACCACGCAGUAGCAAAUUAUCGAGAUCGGAGUACAUAGAGUGGGUGUUGAUCGAUGCUACACCUGCAUCCUGUGCGAAUAUCGCUUUGUUCCAUUUGAACACGAAAUUCGAUUUGGUGGUGUCAGGUCCAAACGUGGGGAGAAACGCAUCUGCGGCGUAUAUUACCUCUAGUGCUACAGUCGGCGCAGCAAUGGAGGCCGUGAUCACAGCAGAUACAAGGGCCAUCGCUCUGUCCUGGGCGUACUACGACGGGAAAAAGGACGCCUCGGACUCACUUAUGGGUACCGUCGCGGAAAGAUCCGUCAAAGUACUGCAGCACUUGUACAACCAUUGGGACCCACAGGUGGACUUGUACUCCGUUAACGUGCCCCUCUUACCGGAAUUGACCGGAGUCCAGUACGCGCCUAUCUGGGAGAACAGGUGGGGGUCCAUCUUUGACGGGCCUACGAUCAAGGAGAGACCAGAUAACUUGGAUAUCGAGGACGGGAUGGAACAUGACAUGAUAUCGUUCCGUUGGAACCCGAAUUUCAAGGGCCACAGAGACUCGUCGAGGGUUUUUCCAGGGACGCAGCAUGACAUGCUUGUGAUCGAGAAAGGUGGGAUCAGUGUCACACCUUUGAGAGCCACUUUCCAACAUGUGCCGCACCUUGUAGGGGAGUUGUCCCUAGAGGAUACUAACUACUCGGUGCUCAUCACCACCCCGGAAACAGAAUACAUAUACAAACCUCUCCUAGCGGCGGUACACAAACAGAUCUCAGGUGCAAAAACGUAUGCUACUGUGGAAGAUAUUCCAAUUGCUCAUAGGAAACCACUGUUCCAUUACGGCGACUACGAACAACUCGAUAUGGAUAAACUCUCAGAACAGAAUAUGGACUACUGCGCAAACUCAUACAUUUUCAGGAAGGCGUUGAUCAGGAAACACUACCUGUCAAGCACCAUCCAUAACUACGUUGUGAAGCAUCCUGACUCGAUCCUAGCCACAGCGUUCAUGGAGACCUUCACUUUGGAUUUGGACUACGCGGAGUUCUUGGACGACUCGUUGGAUGAGAACUGGGAGUUGAGGGGCGAGCUGGAGGAGGGGAAGAAAUGGUGGAUUGUGAAACCGUCGAUGUCGGACAAGGGUCAAGGGAUCCGUGUGUUCAAGACCAUUGAGAACUUGCAAAGAAUAUUCGAUUCCUUUGAUGACGAACCAGAGGAGGCAAACAGCGAGGACGAGGACGAAAAUAAAAUCGUCAUUUCUCAACUACGCCAUUUCAUUGUACAGCAGUACUUGGCCAACCCUCUGCUACUGCGGUCCAUGGGCAAUCGGAAAUUCCACAUCAGAUGCUACAUUACCUGUAAGGGCAACUUGGAGGUGUUUGUGUAUGACAGAAUGCUAGCACUCUUUGCACCAACCCCGUAUCUUGGAUGUCCAGCAGACCCAGAGGCGUUUGAUCCGAUCGAUCUGAACACUCUACAAUGCCAUCUCACGAACACGUGCCUGCAAAAGGAUGACAGUAAGUCUCUCUCCGUGGUAGAGUUCGAUAAUCUGGAGGACAUCGCGCAGGAGAAUAAGAGAAAGGUUAAGAACCAGAUUCACGCUAUAGCCCAUGACGUUUUCUUAGCGGCUACUACGGUCAGUAGUUUGAACUUUCAACCACUACGGAACGCCUUCGAAACUUAUGGUGUUGACUUUUUGGUGGAUUCAGAAUACAAUGUGAAACUCCUGGAAAUCAACGCGUAUCCUGAUUUCAAGCAAACCGGUGACGAGCUCAAGGGCUUGAUCGAUGAAUUGUUCCAACUGAGCGUGAAACACUGUAUCAGGCCACUACUAGACGGCGUCGAUAGCGACGAGGAUGACAACUUCAAGAGAGUGCUAUCCCAUACGCCCAAUAAAUGGUGA
Messenger RNA from Huiozyma naganishii CBS 8797, 2163 nucleotides. It is a transcript of the gene PBY1, whose product is annotated as putative tubulin tyrosine ligase. The transcript has a single exon. The record is from RefSeq and is a predicted model, not a curated record. Gene Ontology annotation, biological process: protein modification process. Lineage: Eukaryota; Fungi; Ascomycota; Saccharomycetes; Saccharomycetales; Saccharomycetaceae. The coding region runs from base 1 to 2163 and encodes 720 amino acids. Gene Ontology annotation, molecular function: hydrolase activity. Gene Ontology annotation, cellular component: P-body.